This is a messenger RNA of Rubroshorea leprosula, 1736 nucleotides long. NCBI's taxonomy places the organism in Eukaryota, Viridiplantae, Streptophyta, Magnoliopsida, Malvales, Dipterocarpaceae. The record is from the annotation of a GenBank genome assembly.
AACCAUAACGGACAAUUGUUGCCACAUCUGAAUUUCCAAGUUUUUUUUAUUUUAAAGAAAAAGGAUAUCGCAUCAGAUAAUCCUCCAUUGGAUGCAAAUCAAAUUGCCAAAAAAAGUACAUACACGUUGCAGAUUCCUUGGGCGGAAGUGGAACUGGCUCGAAGCUUGCUCAACCAGCAAUGUCUUGGUAUUGGGUUUUUGCAAUUAGGAGGUUAGUGGUUAGGGUUUUUCAUGCAAAACAAGAGGAACCCAUGUCUUGGAUGUCCGAUUCAUGCAACGGGUUUUGGUGGGGAUAAGGUUUUGGAUUGAUUCUCCUUGGUUUUGAGGUUGUACAUUAGAGAUCUCUUACUCUCAAUCUACUGCAGCUAAAAAACAAAGAACAGAGAGAGGGAAGAGAAUCUCUAUUUUGUUGGGUAUUUGUCAUUAUCCCCUCCUCUUUUUCAAGAUCAAUCCUUUGGUUUUGAUUGAAGCCAAACAUGGCGAAUCGUUGGUGGGCUGGAAAUGUUGCAAUGAGAGGAAUGGAGCCUGUAGCUUCAGCUCCAUCACUUCACCUCAGAAGUCAAGAGGAAGAGCGGACACCUUUGAACCGUCUUGGGCAGAGAAAAGAACAGGAAUUUAUUGAUAACAACGCUGGCGGAGAGAGCAAUAGCCCUAAUCCCACAACUCCGAACCAGGACCAGAACCAGGAGGAAGAAGAAGACAACAAUCAGGAAUCCGAGGAGAUGAAUACUGCCCUCGUAACUAUCGAACCAGGCUCCGCUUCCUCCUCUCGUCGGCCUAGAGGCCGGCCUCCGGGUUCCAAAAACAAACCGAAACCCCCCAUCGUCAUCACCAAAGAAAGCCCUAAUUCUCUCCGAAGUCACGUGUUGGAAAUAAAAAGCGGCAGCGAUAUAGCUGAGUGCAUCGCAAAUUUCGCUCAGCGCCGCCACCGUGGAGUGUCUGUUCUUAGUGGCAGCGGCAUUGUCACUAAUGUUUCCCUCCGCCAGCCAGCGGCACCCGGUGGAGUGAUUACUUUACAUGGAAGAUUUGAAAUUUUGUCGUUAUCUGGGGCUUUUUUGCCCCCGCCAUCGCCAGCUGGGGCAACGGGGCUAACUGUUUAUAUGGCGGGCGGGCAGGGGCAGGUCGUGGGGGGCAGCGUAGUGGGGGCGCUGGUGGCAUCAGGCCCUGUGAUGGUGAUUGCGGCGACUUUUGCAAAUGCUAUUUAUGAGAGGCUCCCUUUAGAGGAUGAUAAUGGAGGUGCUGAUAGAAACGGAGGAGGAGAAGGGCAGCAGCAAGGCAGUGAUGGUGGUGGCGGCGGCGGAGGUAAUUCAGGGAGCCAGUCUCAGGGUUUUGAGCAAGGCGGUUCAAUGCCUCUCUAUAACUUAUCUCCUAAUUUGCUGCCUAACGGACAAAUGCCUCAUGAUGUGUUUUGGGGUCCUCCGGUUCGUCCUCCAUCUUACUAAAUUCAGUCUUCAAAAAUGGUUUGGCUUUUUCCCGACUAUGGUUUUGUUAAAAAAAAUUUACGGAUGCAUGCUUAAUGUUGAUAUAAGUUUAUUAGGGAGGAAAGUAGGGCUUUUUGGUUAUAAUUUCUUCAUUUUGUGAAUCUGAUCCGGCUAAUGCUACGGCUUUGUUUUAUGUUCUGGAACUUGUAUAAUCUAGAACUUUGUAGAACGCCUUUUUUUCUUCUCCCUAAUCAGCUUUUUACCGGAGCAAUAUUGUAUCUUUAGUGAUGUAGGAAAGAAAGAAAUAUGGAGGAA